AAUUCCCUCUUGCUCCAAACCGAACUUUGUUCCUGUAAUAACUGGCAGCUGAUGUAAUGAUAAGAGAAUGAAGUCUAUAAAAAUCUAGCUGAAAGCCUGGGAAGUUCUCAUAGAGUUCUUCCUGCCUCCUCCGCCCACGGCUGGUCGAAGUGACAACUCACGCUGGGAAGAUGCACUGGUGGAAAAUGAUGGCAGUCCUUUUGCUCUGCUCACUGCUGCUCAGCCAGGCACACGGUGCAUCCCUGCCCCAGACCCGGGUGCCACGGCAGCGGCGGAUGACGCCCUUCUGGAGAGGAGUGUCCCUGAGACCCAUCGGAGCCUCCUGCAGGGACAACAGCGAGUGCAUCACCAUGCUCUGCAGGAAGAACCGCUGCCUCCUCACCACGGCCUCGGCAUGAGCUCAUGAUGACAACACCCCUCACUGUUACUGCUGACGAUGCUCCACACACUUGGGACAUAUUUAUUGACUGCUCAGGAGCUGGACAGUGAUUCAAGCAAUCAAAUAUAAACCAUAUUUAAUAUUUCUGUCACAUGUGCUGAUAAAAGGACUUCAAGAGCUCAAGACCAUCUCCUGCCGUGGCUGCGCUCUGGGCCUCAGGAUGCCUCUGGCCAAGCUCAAUAAAAGGGCUCUGCCUCUCCUG
Molecule: messenger RNA, 641 nt
Organism: Manacus vitellinus (golden-collared manakin)
Lineage: Eukaryota; Metazoa; Chordata; Aves; Passeriformes; Pipridae
Gene: LEAP2
Product: liver enriched antimicrobial peptide 2
Exons: 3
Coding region: 171-398 (75 amino acids)
Biological process (GO): defense response to bacterium; antimicrobial humoral immune response mediated by antimicrobial peptide
Source: RefSeq, a predicted model, not a curated record